AUGUCGUCACCUGAGCAGCGAGUUGGCAAGAAGAGGCCACGAACCCAAUCGCUUCCUCCGCCAGCUCUGCCCCAGCUUGUAGCUGAGCAACACCUCCCCAUCGCACCCACAGACAAGGAUACCAAGCGACUGAUUGUCGUCCUCUCACAUGCCAGCCUCGAGACCUACAAGGCUUCCCAUGGCGGACCUGGACGCAUGGGCAUACAACGCGAGGAAAAGUACUCGCUCUUGAAUAGCGAUGAGCACAUUGGUGUCAUGCGAAAGAUGAACCGAGAUAUUAGCGACGCUCGGCCAGAUAUCACUCACCAGUGCCUCCUUACCCUGCUCGAUUCGCCUGUGAACAAGGCAGGCAGGUUGCAGAUUUAUAUCCACACCGCGAAAGGAGUCUUGAUUGAAGUAUCGCCCUCCGUCCGCAUACCGCGUACCUUUAAGCGCUUCGCCGGUCUCAUGGUCCAGCUACUUCACCGGCUUUCCAUUCGCUCUACUAAUUCCCAGGAAAAGCUCUUGCGUGUCAUCCAGAAUCCCAUCACAGACCAUCUUCCACCCAAGUGCCGAAAGGUAACGCUCAGCUUUGACGCCCCAGUAGUACGUGUACGGGAAUACGUUGACACGCUGGACACCGAUGAGAGCAUUUGUGUGUUCGUCGGUGCUAUGGCCAAGGGUCCAGACAACUUUGCCGAUGGCUAUGUCGACGAGAAGAUAUCCAUCAGCAAUUACAGCCUCUCGGCGAGCGUUGCUUGCAGCAAAUUUUGUCACGCCGCAGAGGAUGCUUGGGAUAUCCUGUAG
This is a messenger RNA of Phaeoacremonium minimum UCRPA7, 786 nucleotides long. Its product is annotated as putative nucleolar essential protein 1 protein. The record is from RefSeq and is a predicted model, not a curated record. Gene Ontology annotation, cellular component: small-subunit processome; nucleolus. NCBI's taxonomy places the organism in Eukaryota, Fungi, Ascomycota, Sordariomycetes, Togniniales, Togniniaceae. Gene Ontology annotation, molecular function: rRNA (pseudouridine) methyltransferase activity; rRNA binding. The transcript is spliced from 3 exons. Bases 1 to 786 code for a protein of 261 amino acids. Gene Ontology annotation, biological process: rRNA base methylation.